Rattus rattus (black rat) is the source of this 3307-nucleotide messenger RNA. RefSeq names its product lipin 3 (gene Lpin3). Bases 36 to 2570 code for a protein of 844 amino acids. The record is from RefSeq and is a predicted model, not a curated record. Gene Ontology annotation, molecular function: transcription coactivator activity; phosphatidate phosphatase activity. Gene Ontology annotation, biological process: cellular response to insulin stimulus; positive regulation of transcription by RNA polymerase II; fatty acid catabolic process. Gene Ontology annotation, cellular component: nucleus. Lineage: Eukaryota; Metazoa; Chordata; Mammalia; Rodentia; Muridae. The transcript is spliced from 19 exons.
AAGCUUGGACAUCCCAGUGUUGGCCAGCAGCAGCCAUGAACUAUGUGGGGCAGCUGGCAGAGACAGUGUUUGGAACAGUUAAGGAGCUAUACAGGGGCCUGAACCCAGCCACACUGAGCGGCGGCAUUGACGUGCUGGUGGUCAAGCAGGUGGAUGGCUCCUUCCGAUGCUCACCCUUCCAUGUGCGGUUCGGCAAGCUGGGUGUCCUGCGGUCACGGGAGAAGGUGGUGGACAUCGAGAUCAAUGGAGAGCCUGUGGACUUGCACAUGAAGUUGGGGGACAGUGGCGAGGCCUUCUUUGUCCAGGAGCUGGACAGUGAUGAGGAAGACGUGCCUCCUCGACUGUGCACCUCACCCAUCCCGUGGGGAGGCCUGUCAGGCUUUCCCUCAGACUCCCAGCUGGGCACAGCUAGCGAGCCUGAGGGCCUCGUCAUUACGGGACGGAGAAAGAGGCGGCGCAGGAGGAAACCCAGGCGCAGGGAGGAUGCGGCGGACUCCAGUUCUGAAGAGCUAGAGGCAGGUGCCGAGAGUGAGCUGACCUUGCUGGAAAAGCCAAUGCCAGAGUCCCCAAGUGCUCGGAAGGAAGAGGAGCCCUCAUCGCAGCCUAGAGACAUCUACCCCUACUCUGAUGGCGAAUGUACGCCCCAGGCCAACCUCUCAUCUGCUGACCUAAUGUCCCCUAAGAGUGACUCAGAGCUAGAGCUGCGGCCCUUGGAGCCCAGUCCUCUGAGGGCUGAGUCUCAUAUGCAGUGGGCCUGGGGGAGGCUGCCUAAGGUGGCGAAAGCUGAGCAUCCUGAGUUCUCGUUGGUCCUUGAAAGUAUGGCUGAGGCAAUCUGUGCUCUUCCUGGGGAACCCAGCCCUUCCUCUAUGGCUGGCGUGGACACUUUGAGAUCCCCAGCGCUGCAACCAGGAGUCAGGGAAGAUAUGUUUCAUCCUGAUGUGGAGGCACAUUGUGAGGAAACUCCCAUGGAUUCUCCUCUUGCUGCCCCAGAGAGUAAGGAAACCAAGACUCAGCACCCCAGGGGUACAGGACACCCUCCUGCCACAAAAUCAUGGAGCUGGACCACUCCAGAGAGCCACACGCCCUCUGGACGUACAGAAGUCUCCAGAGGAAGAGCUUCCCUGAAGAGAAGCCAGCACCUGGGCCCAAGUGAUAUCUACCUGGAUGAUCUGCCCUCCCUGGACUCUGAGAAUGUGGCCCUCUAUUUCCCCAAGAGUGACUGUGGGAUGGGGGCCAGGAGGUGGAGCGAGCCCAGCAGCCAGAAGCUGCUGGAGAACCCCAACCGUGAGCACACAGCAGAGUGCACUCUGGACUCCGUGGACAGAAUAGAAUUGUCCCUCUGUGGUGGACUGGCCGACACUCGCGAUAUCUCCCUGGAGAAGUUCACCCAGCACAUGGUCUCCUACGAGGACCUCACGAAGAAUCCCGGGCUCCUGGAUGACCCAAACCUCGUGGUGAAAAUCAACGAGAAGCAUUAUAACUGGGCUGUGGCUGCCCCCAUGAUUCUUUCUCUGCAAGCCUUCCAGAAGAACUUACCUGAGAGCACUGUGGACAAGCUUGAAAAGGAGAAGAUGCCCCGGAAAGGUGGGCGAUGGUGGUUUUCCUGGAGACGCAGGGACUUCCCAGCCGAGGAGCGCAGUGCCCAGAGGGAGAAAGCGGCAACCAGGAAACAGCAGGGAGAGAAGACAGAGGUCCUAAGCAGUGACGACGAUGUCCCAGACAGCCCUGUGAUCCUUGAAGUGCCCCCACUGCCAUCCUCCACUCCGGGCUAUGUCCCUACCUACAAGAAGUCUCUUCGUCUCUCUUCCGAUCAGAUCCGGUGUCUAAACCUGAAUGAAGGAGCUAACGAUGUGGUCUUCAGUGUGACUACCCAGUACCAAGGCACCUGCCGUUGCAAAGCCACCAUCUACCUGUGGAACUGGGAUGACAAGGUGGUCAUCUCUGACAUAGACGGCACCAUCACCAAGUCGGAUGCUCUGGGCCACAUUCUGCCCCAGCUGGGGAAAGACUGGACACACCAGGGCAUUACUAGUCUCUACCACAAAAUCCAUCUAAAUGGGUACAAGUUCCUGUACUGCUCAGCACGGGCUAUCGGCAUGGCUGACCUCACCAAGGGGUACCUGCAGUGGGUGAGCGAGCACGGCUGCGGCCUCCCUAAGGGCCCCAUCCUACUGUCUCCCAGCAGCCUCUUCUCCGCCCUCCACAGGGAAGUAAUCGAGAAGAAGCCAGAGGUGUUCAAGGUUGCCUGCCUGAGUGAUAUCCAGCAGCUGUUUCUGCCCCAAAGACAGCCUUUCUAUGCCGCGUUUGGGAACAGGCCUAACGAUGUUUUUGCCUACAGGCAGGUGGGCCUCCCUGAGUCUCGAAUCUUCACAGUCAACCCCCGGGGAGAGCUCAUCCAAGAGCUCAUAAAGAACCACAAAUCCACGUACCAGCGGCUUGGAGAGGUGGUGGAGCUUCUCUUCCCGCCCGUGGUGCGCGGCCCCAGCACAGACCUGGCCAACCCCGAAUACAGCAACCUCUGCUAUUGGCGGAAGCCACUGCCAUGUGUGAACUUUGACACCCUGGUUUGAGCUUGCCCUGAUGGUUCUCCUUGGCCUGACCCAGGACUGAUGGAGUACUUAGGACAGUAGGGGUCAGAAGAUGAGUGCCGUGGGCCAAUCCAACAAGGGCUGCAAGUUGACUGGCAGCCACCACUACCGCCACCUUGAAAUACAAAUGGCCGUGUUCGUCAGUUUGACCGCUCGGUACCAGGGCACUGGGUUUGAAGAACUGGAACAAGAUGGCAUCUGACAGAGAUGGCACUGAAUGAGGCCCAGGUGGCUGUGGGGAGCAUGGGGAGUACUCAGGGACCCACCUCUCUAUCCGGAGUCAGGUAGCUGUCCCAGGCCUCAGUACAGCCCUGACCUCCAGCUAUUAAACAUGUCACUAGACCCUUGCAGGGUUCUCUGGCUCCUAGGCCAUUGGUUCUCAAUCUGUGGGUCGCAACCCCUUCGGAGGUCGAAUGACCCUUUCACGGGGGUUUCCUAUCAGAUAUCCUGUUUAUCAGAUAUUUACAUUAUGAUUCAAAACUACAGUUAUGAAGUAGCAGUGAAAAUAAUUGUAUUGACAACCAUGAGGAACAGUAUUAAAAAGUCACAGCAUUAAGAAGGUUGAGAACCACUGUCCUUGGGGUAUCAUCUGGGAAUACUACGAUCCCACGGGUUUCGGGAGCCCAGACUGCCCUCCAGAGCCAAGUGUCUCUGUGAUCCCGUCUCUCUGCUCAUAGGUCUUGAUCUAAGUAUCUAAGAUCAGUUCAUCUACCUUGAAA